This is a messenger RNA of Megalobrama amblycephala (Wuchang bream), 753 nucleotides long. RefSeq lists its product as uncharacterized. Bases 1 to 753 code for a protein of 250 amino acids. The record is from RefSeq and is a predicted model, not a curated record. Lineage: Eukaryota; Metazoa; Chordata; Actinopteri; Cypriniformes; Xenocyprididae. The transcript has 5 exons.
AUGGAUAACAGAGAGAGCAGAGAGAGAUCUUCAUCUCCAGAACCAAGCUGUGUGUCUAUGAAGAGUGACGGAUCCAUGGAUCCUCCUGUUAAAUUCAGUGAUGAAACAGUGACUCCAGAUCAACUGCCGACUUCUCAGGCACAGGGUCCAACUUGGGCCAGAAGGAACCACUCGUCUAAGCGGCUGCGUUUGGGUUCCUCAGGCGCAGACCACUCCAGACCGAGCUACUCAACUGCUUUAGACAGCACAUGGGUGAGCUCUGAGUCGAUUGAUGCCCUGGCAUCAAUUGGUUCAAAAGACGGCAAGGGGGGCAGGGUCAGGAAUAUCUCCAGGAAGACGAAGAGACGGAGAUCUUCCAGCUGUGUGUCUAUGAAGAGUGAUGGAUCCAUGGAUCCUCCUCUUAAAUUCAGUGAUGAAACAGUGACUCCUGAUCAACUCAGAGUAGAUGGAGAGCGAAGCAUCUCUCGAGGAGCCGCCUCAGACUGUCUGAAUAACAUUUUAAGGAACGUUACGGCAUCCCUGAAUAGACAUGAUCAACCAAUAAAUUAUGAACUACAGAGAGUCAAAGACAGACACAAAACCAGCAUGAAGAACAAGUAUGAGAGAUUAUUUGAGGGAAUGAAGCUCCAAGAGAAUGAAACCCUCCUGAACAGGAUCUACACACAGCUCUACAUCAUAGAGGGAGAGAGUGAAGGAGUGAAUGAAGAACAUGAGGUUUUACAGAUGGAGAAAACCGAGUUUUAUCCUUCCUAG